AUGUUGAACGAAGAAGUCGAUGAUACGGAGUUCUUCCAGCAAGACUUCACGACAGCCUCCGACUGGGAGCUGUUCAAUGCACGGCUGGAAGAAAUAUUUCACGAGUGGAAACUUUCGUUCGGUCAAAGCACCUUCCGGAAGCUGAGCCACCAUGAACUGGCUUGUUGCAGUUGGAGUGUGGCGCGUGAAACGAUCAAGUUUGCGGAUGUUGAACUGCAGGUUGUACAUUACCGGGCAGUGCUUGAUCCAGAACCGGAAGGCGCGGAGUCAACGGAACCCGUUACUGGAUGUCAAACGUUCGUGGAUUUAAUGUCGAUCGAGAAUGAUUACUGUGUUGCAUACGGGCAACGAUCAGAUGUUGAAGAUGAUCAGAAGCUGCAUCCACUUGCGCAAUGGUACGGAUUGCGUGAGUUCGUGAUCGUAACGCCGGUGAAAAAAUCGAUCUCGAACGAAAGUCAAAUCCGUAUCCUGAUGAGCUCGGUGCAUAUUGCGGUCGCUGAAAGUAGUUGCGAUGUGCCGGUGUUUGUGCAGGCCAUGGACAAGGUACAGCACGUGUAUCUGGGCGUGUGUGAAUCCGGUCCCGUGCGGAUGUCAUUCGAUAUCGUGCAUUUGCACCUGACGCCACCGACCUGCAAAUAUCUGUCCGGGUUGCUGGAGGUGUUUAAAGGAAAGAUUGGUGUGGCUUACGUUGAUCCCGUUGUCGUGUCGGUUCGGUUCUCCUAUCAGUUGGCGCGUUUUUUGUCCGGUGCGUAUACUAGUGAUAGGAGCAUUCCUUUCACGGAGCACUGGCCAAACAGUGUCGUGUCACUACCGUUCGGUGUAUCCAUCGAUCCAGUAUCUGAGUUGACUGUGCACUGCACCUGGCCACAGGUAGCGGACAACGUGGUCGUCGAUUCGCAAACUUACUCCGACUUUGAUCCAUUGACGGCACCUCUGUGGAGCCUUCGUGCACAGUUCGAGGACACGCCCGUCUGCUAUCUGGCCGACUGUCUGCAGGAAUAUCUGCAAAUCUCGGACUCGCGCCGUGCCCUAACCGAAUACUUCGGCAAACUUGCCUUCGGUGGCAAUCCGAUCGAUUUGCUUACGGCCGAGGGUGACAAUCCACUCGAUUUGCUUACUGAAUCGAAAAUUCCACGACUUUCUGCCGUUUUGCCGGGGCGAAUUGGGGCCCCGAAGAAUGCACCGGCCAAGCUUGAGGGUCCGCUGAACGAUGAACAGUUGAAGGAUAUGCUGUACUAUCUGUUCCCGGACGCUCAGAAGGAACCACGCUGGCCGUACGCACCGUCCGUAACCGGACCGGCCGAGUUCGAUCCGAUGCGCAUUAAAUCGGCAAAUCCAGAUUCGUUGGUGCAUCGGUUGGCGACACUGCUUGCACUGUGCAAUGUUUGCUUCGGAGGAAAACGAGCGGUAGCACAGCUGUGGGCCGAAUUUGCACAGGAAAUGCGGUAUCGUGUGGAGCGCUGUAUUCAAAUUCCAGGGUAA
Messenger RNA from Anopheles marshallii, 1482 nucleotides. Its product is annotated as rab3 GTPase-activating protein catalytic subunit-like. Bases 1 to 1482 code for a protein of 493 amino acids. Lineage: Eukaryota; Metazoa; Arthropoda; Insecta; Diptera; Culicidae. The transcript has a single exon. The record is from RefSeq and is a predicted model, not a curated record. Gene Ontology annotation, molecular function: GTPase activator activity. Gene Ontology annotation, biological process: positive regulation of GTPase activity.